UCAUUGCAAAUUCAUUGUUUUUUGUAAUGUAAUUCUAGAUUCUAGUCGAUUCUAGAAUUACAGAAAAAGUGUAUAAAUAUAAUCAAAUUAAGUCGCCAAUUCAUUCUCAAUUUGAUCUAGUUAACAUUGUUAAGUGGGCUUUAUUUUUUUAGCAAAAAGAAAUCGGUGAAAAGUGAUAAGAACGAACAGAAACCAGCAAAAAAUAUCAACAGAAAACUAGCGAAAAAAAUCACCAGAAAAUCAGCCUAAUAAUCACCAGAAAACCAGCGAAAAAGUCACCAGAUAACCACAAAAAAAAUAUCCCUUUGAAAGAGAAAACCCUCCAAAAUGGAAUUGCCCCAUCUGGGACAACAUUGUUCGAAACCGGAUUGCAGGAAAUUGGAUUUUCUUCCGGUCAAAUGUCAAGCUUGCGGUUGUUUAUUUUGCCCAGCCCACUUUGAUUAUUCUUCGCACGAUUGUCCGGAGGUUUAUAAAUUGAAUAACCGUGUUCCGGUUUGCCCGUUGUGCGAGCAACCGGUGCCCAUUAAGCAAGGGGAGUUACCGGAUUAUGUUGUAGGCCUCCACAUAGACAACGACUGUCAAUCCGAUCCGGCCCGCAAGCGCAGGAAAAUCUUCACGAACAAAUGUCACUUUGACAGGUGCAAAACGAAGGAAAUCGUCCCCGUCAUUUGUCAACAAUGCCUUAGGAAUUACUGCUUGAAGCACCGACUGCCCGCCGAUCACAGAUGUCCCGGCUCUAACGCAGGAAAUCCCGUCAAAGGCAAGGAAAAUUCGAUGAAAGGCGGCGAAAAUUCGAUAAGCGGGCCGCGUAAUAGCAACGUAAAAGGCCGCCAAAGCCAACUGGACGAAGACGAAGAUUUGGCGAGGGCCAUUUCUCUGUCGUUGAAUCAUCAGGAGAACACUAGCAGAGGGAGAUCCUCGGAUCGGUGUGUUUUAUCGUAGAAUCCUUGCGAGGAAUCCUUUUAUACGAAUCCUUUUUUUAUCUAUUUCGUGCCUAGAACAAGCUAAAUCUUUUAAAGAUUCUUUUUUUUAUGCAUUUCGUGCCUUUCUCUGUUGGAAAUUGCUCGAUUUUUGCACCGCAAUUGGGCUGAAUGAUAUAAUAUGUACAAUUUACGAAACUG
Molecule: messenger RNA, 1121 nt
Organism: Phyllotreta striolata
Lineage: Eukaryota; Metazoa; Arthropoda; Insecta; Coleoptera; Chrysomelidae
Source: the annotation of a GenBank genome assembly